Arabis nemorensis is the source of this 375-nucleotide messenger RNA. The record is from the annotation of a GenBank genome assembly. NCBI's taxonomy places the organism in Eukaryota, Viridiplantae, Streptophyta, Magnoliopsida, Brassicales, Brassicaceae.
AUGAGUAACACACCAGCAACGGGGGGAUCAUCAUCGUCUAAAUCUAAAGCUUCAGGAGCUUCUCAGGCGCCGGAGAAGCGUAAACCCCUCUUUCAGAAAGAAUUGCAGCAUAUGAUGUAUGGAUUUGGCGACGAGCAGAACCCGCUUCCAGAGACCGUGGCGCUUGUAGAAGACAUUGUCGUGGAAUAUGUCACAGAUUUGACACAUAAGGCUCAAGAGAUUGGCACAAAGCGAGGAAGGCUACUAGUUGAUGACUUUCUGUAUCUAAUCCGCAAGGAUUUGCCAAAACUUAACCGGUGUAGAGAACUCUUGGCGAUGCAAGAAGAACUGAAACAAGCUCGUAAAGCUUUUGAUGUUGACGAAACAGUCGAAUGA